Messenger RNA from Fulvia fulva, 768 nucleotides. RefSeq lists its product as uncharacterized. The coding region runs from base 1 to 768 and encodes 255 amino acids. The record is from RefSeq and is a predicted model, not a curated record. Lineage: Eukaryota; Fungi; Ascomycota; Dothideomycetes; Mycosphaerellales; Mycosphaerellaceae. The transcript has a single exon.
AUGACUUCUCACCUGAGGAUCCAGUCCAGCUACGGACCAGUACCAGCAAAGGCUGUCUACCAAACCACAUCUCCGUCGCUGCCACCCGCCAAGAAGCAGAAGAUGUCUCUCACUCAAACAUACUAUGUUGCUUCGACUGCACGAACGAAGCUUGGCCGCGAAGCACAACGAUCAGACCACAACCUGAGGCUCCUGGUCGGCCACGCCAACCUCCUUGACACCCUGAUGGUCGAGCUCGCCGAUGCAGAGAGGGAACAGGAAGCAUGGUUCAACCAAUCCGUAAAGACAGCAUCGAAGCCACAAGAACGACACGUUCAGUGGAUAGAUUCGAUCGCAGAGGAAGACGACGAGGAGGAUAGCGAUAUGGAUAGCGAUGACGGCUCCGAGCUGUACGACGAAGAUGAGGAGAUCGAGAUGUUCAACAUCCCACUUCGCAAAAUGCGCUCACCUCCAGUGGAGAUCACGUCCCAAGAAAUCGAACUCGACGCCGAGUAUGAAGACGACGAUUUUGAUGAUGAGCUCACACUCACUCGCGUGGCAUCACAACACUCUCCACCAGCGAGUCACUGUCCUUCAUUAAUCGAGGACUCAGACUCGGAGUCAGACGAUGAAUCAAUGCCAGCAUCGCCAGAGCAACCCACAUUCGAGCUCAGCGAGAAGGAACGAGAAGCAAUCACAACGACAGCCUUCUACGACAUCAAGUCACAACAAGGCAUCGAAGACUACAUCAUGUCACAACCUCAGCAACCGCUGGUAGCAGCCUGCUGA